Dentiscutata heterogama is the source of this 147-nucleotide messenger RNA. The record is from the annotation of a GenBank genome assembly. NCBI's taxonomy places the organism in Eukaryota, Fungi, Glomeromycota, Glomeromycetes, Diversisporales, Gigasporaceae.
AUGCGUCAAAUUGCACUUCAAACUGAUGUAAUUUCGAAUCAAAACUACAUUUGCUUACCACAAAAAGAGUCUGUUGUUAUUAAAAGACAGUCAAAUGGGGAGCGUCCAGAGGCUGAUCUGGACAUUGCAGAACCAAGCGGGAGAUGA